AUGAGUAUUUUGAUGGAUGGGGCCCUUCCUGGACGACACGGCGGGAGUUCGGCUGGAGGACAAGAAGCGCUUUGGGAGGAAGCUGGCGAAGGCGAUGAAGAGCUCCCCUCUGGUGACGUCGAGGCUGUCCGCGAGCUGGUAGAGGAGGCCACCACGAAGGGCUUCCGCUCCGCCACCAUCGACGAGGCAGCGAACGAUGUCGCCAAACAGGACCAGCAAAAGAAGGUCUUCGCCUUCUUUCGGGCGGAGUCGUUGACGUCAUGGACGAAAAUGAGCAACGUGAACAGGACGCCAACGAUGGUCAAGCUCUCUGGCCCAACGACGACAGCAACAACGACGACCACCGGGGUGGCUGGGCCGAAGAUUCGGACGAGGCGUGGCAAGGCAAGCCGCCAGGUUCUGGUGCUCGGGCUGGGGGCGAUGCCGCAGACCUUCUGA
This is a messenger RNA of Ectocarpus siliculosus, 438 nucleotides long. The record is from the annotation of a GenBank genome assembly. NCBI's taxonomy places the organism in Eukaryota, Phaeophyceae, Ectocarpales, Ectocarpaceae.